AUGGUGCGCUUGAAGCACCGCUACCUGCUGGUGAACUUCCUGUACCCGUCGCCGGCAACCUCGUCGUCCAAGCCCGCCAAAGCCGUGCCUGAUGUGGUCCAAUUCCACCAGCCGAGCUCCGACAAGCUGACUGCCGGUCUUCUCAUAAAAAUCAUCCGCGAUGGCAUUGCAGAGCUUUUUGGAGACUAUGGCGCUGGUAUGACAAGUGGUACACUGCAGGUUAAAUACUUCUCCCCCGCGACAUCCACGGCUAUCAUACGCGUUUCGCGCGACCAUUACCGCCUUGUCUGGGCCGCGCUGUCGUUCAUCACGCGGCUCCCACAUCCAGUCAAUCAAGAUUGCGUAGUCCAAGUCGUCCGCGUAUCGGGCACCAUCCGCAAAGCCGAGGAAGAAGCUAUCAAGCGCGCAAAGCAGGCAAUCCUGCACGCUCGGCGUGACGCCUCGGCCGAUGUUCUGCUGGACCAGCGAGGAGCUGCCAUGUCCGAUGCUAGCAAGGUUCACGAAGACGUGCCGAUGGGGGGUGUCGUCGACGAUGAAGAUGACGACAGCAGCGAUGCAUGA
Molecule: messenger RNA, 561 nt
Organism: Lasiodiplodia theobromae
Lineage: Eukaryota; Fungi; Ascomycota; Dothideomycetes; Botryosphaeriales; Botryosphaeriaceae
Product: Rpp14 pop5 family protein
Exons: 2
Coding region: 1-561 (186 amino acids)
Biological process (GO): tRNA 5'-leader removal
Cellular component (GO): ribonuclease P complex
Source: RefSeq, a predicted model, not a curated record